This is a messenger RNA of Spinacia oleracea (spinach), 2286 nucleotides long. Its product is annotated as pentatricopeptide repeat-containing protein At1g10910, chloroplastic. The coding region runs from base 195 to 2159 and encodes 654 amino acids. Gene Ontology annotation, molecular function: protein binding. Gene Ontology annotation, biological process: chloroplast-nucleus signaling pathway; mitochondria-nucleus signaling pathway. The record is from RefSeq and is a predicted model, not a curated record. The transcript is spliced from 10 exons. Gene Ontology annotation, cellular component: chloroplast. NCBI's taxonomy places the organism in Eukaryota, Viridiplantae, Streptophyta, Magnoliopsida, Caryophyllales, Amaranthaceae.
GACACACUUUUUUUUUUUUAAUAUUAUUAAAGAGGGAGAAAGCCUCAUUAGCUACUGCUCUUCGAGUAAUAUUGAAGGACAUCGCUCUAUCUUUUUGCCAAGUUUUUGAUUCAGAAAAUACUCAGCAAGCAUCGGCAGAAUAAGCACGGAGGGUGGACUGUGGAGCAGUAAGCACCGUAGUAUCUCGUCGGAAUAUGACCAUGUCCACACCAAUUACGGCAACCUUACUUACUACCAAACUUUACUUUCUCUCUCCUCCCAUCGAGUUCCCAAGAACCAAUUCUCUACCAUAUCCCGGCACCCUUUUUUCUGCCACACGUUGUACUUCCACCAAAAUAGUGUCUGCCAUUAAAGCUCCAACGGCUCGAAAUGGUUCUCGUUCGGCAAAAGAGGCUAUUAUCAGGGAAUUUCAGAAUUCCUCUGAUUUGGAUACUGCACUUUUCAGGUGUGAAGAGAUCUUGAAGGCAACCGAUUUAAACAUAGUGUUACGCGAUUUUGGGAGGUCAAAUAGAUGGAAGCAUCUUUCUCAGCUGUUUGAGUGGAUGCAAAAGCAUGGAAAGAUCAAUGUUGCAUCAUAUAGCAGUUACAUUAAAUUUAUGGGGGAGAGCAAGGACAUUUCAAGGGCUCUUAAUGUAUACGAGACUAUAAAUGACGAAGCUGUGAAAAAUAAUAUCUCAAUAUGCAAUUCUGUUCUCAGUUGCUUGAUUAAGAAUAAGAAGUUUGACAAAGCAAUGAGUAUGUUUAAGAAGAUGAAGCAAAAUGGUUUGCAGCCAGAUGUAGUGACGUAUAGCACGCUGCUGGCUGGUUGCUUGAAAUUAGAUCAUGGAUAUAUGAAGGCACUACAGUUGGUUGAAGAGCUGGAAAAUAGUGGGAUUCUGAUGGACAAUGUGACAUAUGGGACUCUUAUAGCUGUUUGUGCUUCAAACGGCCGAUGUGAGGAGGCAGAAAUGUAUUUCAUGCGCAUGCAGGCUGAAGGUCAUUCUCCAAACGUCUACCAUUAUAGCUCAUUGCUCAAUGCAUACUCUUUUGAUGGUAACUAUCAGAAAGCUGAUAAAUUGGUUCAAGAUAUGUCAUCUGCAGGAAUUAUGCCGACCAAGAUUUUGUUUUUGCAGGUUGUUUUGACAACUUUGUUAAAGGUCUAUGUUAAAGGAGGCUUGUUCGAAAAAUCUAGAUCACUGUUAUCUAAGCUAGAAAGGUUGGGCUAUGCUGACAAUGAGAGGCCUUAUUGUGUGCUGAUGGAUGGUCUCUCAAAAUCUGGGAAGAUUCAUGAAGCUAAAUUAACUUUUGAUCAGAUGAAUGAGAGACGAGUCAGAUCUGAUGGAUAUUCACACAGUAUUAUGAUUACAGCUUUAUGUAGAGCUGGGCUUUUGGACGAAGCUAAGAAUUUGGCUAUGAAAUAUGAAGUUUCGUACAAUAAAUACGACGUGACCAUUUUAAAUGGUUUGUUGUGUGCUUAUUGUAGAACAGGAGAUAUGGACUGUGUGAUGCAGACAAUGGAAAAAAUGGAUAAACUGGGUAUAAAUCCUAAUCAGAAUACUUUUCAUAUUCUACUGAAGUACUUUUGCAAAGAGAAGUUGUAUCUGCUUGCAUAUCGUACCGUUAAAGAUAUGAUAAAUAAAGGUCUUCAACCGGAGGAGGAAGUAUUAUACUCCUUGGCACUUCAACUUAGUAGUGUUGGUGCGCACUCUGAAGCAUUUUCUAUCUACGAGAUUUUAAUAUAUAGUGAAAAAGCAAUAUGCAAUACCCUCCAUGAAAAGAUAUUGUACAUACUAAUAGCCGGACAGCUUUUGGAGAAUGCAUUUGUGGUAGUGAAGGACAAUGCGAAAUUUCUCUCACCAGAAGCUGUUCAAAAGUUUUUAGGAGCAUUCAUAAGAUUCGGGGAUGUAAACUUAAUAAAUGAUGCACUGGAAGCUAUUCACAGUUCUGGCUACAAUAUUGAUCAGGAUGCAUUUCACCUGAUCGUAUCACGUUAUGUUGCGCAACCAGAAAAGAUGGAAUUGAUUCUCCAAUUACUGCAAUGGAUGCCAAACCAUGGCUAUGUGGUCAAUCCGUCAACAAGAAACCUCAUCCUCAAGGACGUAAACUUAGGCAACCACCUAUUUGUUGCUGAGAUAUUAGCAAAACAACAUGUCAUUGCAAGCACAUUAAGACCUUGUUAAAAUUAGCCAGUUAAUUUUUCUGGGUGCGAGGUUAACAAUCUAUUAACAUGGAGACUGAUCCAACCAUCUCCCAAAUCUCAAGGCCAUCGUUAUUUUGUUGUAAUCCAAUCUGUCUACUUUCUGUUAA